This is a messenger RNA of Cannabis sativa, 1234 nucleotides long. Its product is annotated as protein SCO1 homolog 2, mitochondrial. The transcript is spliced from 7 exons. NCBI's taxonomy places the organism in Eukaryota, Viridiplantae, Streptophyta, Magnoliopsida, Rosales, Cannabaceae. Gene Ontology annotation, biological process: mitochondrial respiratory chain complex IV assembly. The record is from RefSeq and is a predicted model, not a curated record. Bases 174 to 986 code for a protein of 270 amino acids.
GGCUUUGUGAUCUAAUGUUUUGGAAGCUGGAAGGAAGUAGAUGUUUUUGUUGGGACUAAAUCGGAGGGAAAAUAUACAGAGCUGAUCUCACCGAUUCAUUAACGCCAUGGAUUCUUGCUCAAGAAAGCUUCCCAAUACAACCCCAUGAAAGCAUAGACAUUUUCCUUGGUACCAUGCCCAUUUCUCGUUUUCUUUUCCUUUCUUCCAAACGCCACUCAGGAGAGUCUCUCAAUUUAUUCCGAAGGUUUGGUCCUUGUAAGAGGAUUCAGUCCCGUAACUAUGUAAAUUCAUCAAAUCAUGCUAAUGGGAAGCCUGGUGGUGAUCGUGUAAUGAACGUAGAUUCACAAGCUUCUAGGACUUGGGGUACCUAUGUCAUUCCUGCUGCUCUACUAGGAUUUGUGGGCCUGGCGGGUUUAGCUCACUAUAAUGAUGAAAGAAGAGCAAUUCCAAAAGGCCAGGGUACCAGCUCUAGUGGAACUACUGCCAAGGGGCCUAUAAUUGGUGGCCCUUUCAGUUUGAUAGACACACAGAAUCAGACGGUCACUGAAAGGAACUUUCUGGGAAAGUGGGUUCUCCUUUACUUUGGGUAUACAUUUUCUCCUGACGUUGGCCCAGAGCAAAUCCAGAUUAUAGCCAAGGCUAUAGAUAAACUUGAGUCUAAACAUAAUGUGAAGGUUCUACCGGUGUUUGUUACGAUUGAUCCACAACGUGAUACACCUUCACAACUCCAAGCUUACAUUAAAGAAUUUGAUUCGAGGAUCAUAGGAUUAACCGGGCCUGUUUCAGCUGUUAGACAAUUGGCGCAAGAAUACCGUGUUUUCUUUAGGAAGAUUGAGGAGGAUAAGGAUGAUUAUCUUGUUGAAUGUUCGCACAACAUGUACUUGUUGAACCCAAACAUGGAAGUUGCUGGAGUGUUUGGUGUGGAGUACGAUGCAGAUGAUUUAUCUGAUGCAAUUUUAAAGGAACUGAAGAGAACCCAAAAUUAACAAACUAUUCCCUUACAUUGCAAUAUUCAUUGCCAACUUUAUUUUUCAACUUUUUUUACUCUUUUCUUUCAUGAUUGUAUUUCUUCUAUACAUGUCACUGUGGUUGGUUGAUAGAAACUUUUGCUCCCAAGUCACCACCACCACCAAGCCCCAAACAACUUUUUUCAGUACCUACAAAUAAACCAAGAGAAAACAAGAGAGGGAGAUACUAUUAAAGAUUUUAUAAAGAUAAUGAUGUAUUGAGGAAA